Zea mays is the source of this 6727-nucleotide messenger RNA. RefSeq lists its product as uncharacterized. NCBI's taxonomy places the organism in Eukaryota, Viridiplantae, Streptophyta, Magnoliopsida, Poales, Poaceae. The record is from RefSeq and is a predicted model, not a curated record. Bases 1362 to 6332 code for a protein of 1656 amino acids. The transcript has 4 exons.
GAAAUCCCCCCCGAUCCACAACCCAUGCAGCGCAAACAUAAGCUCCUCGCACAUCGAUCGCACUGCUGCCGGAAGCAGAUCGGAGCAGCCUCACGGCGACGGGUGCUGCUCGCCUCGCUACUCCCAUCAGAUUCCCGACGGCUGCUGCUCGCCUCGCUGCUACCCCACCAGAUCCCGGCGCCUCCCCCUCGCCCUCUCAAUUCCGAUCCGUCGCUUCGCGAUCGACCCAUCCGCUCUCACACGACGGGCGCGCGGCGUGGAUCAGCAGCCGCCGGGUCUGCUCAGGCGUCGCGAAUGGCCGCGCUCACGGCCUCACGGGGGCAACCAGCGGCACGAAUCGUGGGGCUCGCCGGCGGUAUCGUCGUCGGUGGGGACGGGUGGCGGCCUCCCGGAUCCAGACUGCCCCUGGUAGUCCGCGUGAAUUACGGCAUCUGCCAUCUCGACCUGAUGGGCCUCGAUUGGCGGCUGGCGUUCCCGUGAAUCCUGCGGUGGGCCAAGGGUAGAAGCGGUAACUCGCUGGGCCAGGUAGGAAGUUUUCCUUUCCGUGUUCCGCCUUUUCCCCCCGCCGAAUAAACAAAUUAUAAAAUAAAAACAACUUGUUUUAAAUGGGAGCGGGAAUCCCUGGAAUUUACUUUUUUUUUCUCCUUCGGGCUGUUUCUCACUCUGUACGCCUCUCUGGGGCCGCGGACGUGAGAGGCUCGCAUCAAAUCGGGCUCAGGGCCGGCCGGGCGCGUCCGCUUUAUCGGCUCACGUUGGCGCGGCCUCCGUUUCCUCUCCCCUUUCCUUGUCCUCUCUCCCUCUCCCUCCCUCCCGGCCUCACCUCUCCAGCCUCUCUCCCCCACCUCUUCCACCCCUCCACGCCCCCAGAGAGCCCCAGGCGCACCGCCGACGACCCCGGUUCAGGCGCAGAUCAGCGUGCGCAGUGUCCCGCCCACCCUGCCUCCGCGACCUCCGACCCUGGGAGCGCCUGCCCGCGCCGCAGGGGGCGCUUCGCAUAUCUCCCCUUCUCUUCCCUCGCCGGUGGGUAGCGGCCGGCUUGCUGCUGCCCUGUCCACGCCGCGUCUACGUGUCCUCAAGGGCUGGGCGCUCUUGUCCUGCCAAACCCGGUGCGGCCUCUGCUUGGAACCGUGAGUUUUGAGCCCCUUAAUCCGUAUCCCUGCCGCCGGCCGCCCGGGUUUCCUUAACCUGACUGACUCGUGCUUCCCGCAGACUCCGUUCGUGUGCCUCUCUGUAGGUUUUCUACGCUCUAGGAGGAGGUCAGAGACGCCUCAGAGUUGGCUUCGCCGCGCGCAUGCGAUUUGCGGCGGCGGCCGGAGGCUGGCACAGCCGCCGCUGGGGCGACGACGACAACGGCGCCGUGGAUGCCUCCGCCGCCGCCGGAUCGAAGGGACUAUUUGUACCGGGAGGGCCGCAGGCACGACGGCGGCGGGGGCGACCCGCUCCUGCCGCCCGCCCCAACGCCGCCGCGCUGGCGGGACUCGCCGUACCACCCGUCGCCACCACCACCUCUGCGGGACCAUGCGCGGCCCUCGCCGCGCCGGGCGCCGACGUCGGCCUCCUCAGAAGGCUACUACCGACAGGGCGGCGGCGCGUACGACCGCUCCUACCCUGACGACCCGCCGCCUGUCUACACGCCGUCGCGCUCGGACCGAUACUGGCCGGAGGACGACGGCGGGCAAUACAAGGGUUUCGGUCGGUAUGGCGGCGGUGGCCGCAGGGACGGCCGUGACAUGAGGGGUUCGUACCGGAGGUCCCCAUACAGGGGUGGCUACGGAAGCGACUUCUCCCGAAACCAUCCAGAGCAGCCCCCUCCCCCACCACCCAGAAGGUCUCCGUUGAGGUCAGUCGCUGUUCCGAUCUGCUAUGACUCACCGGGCAAUAGAGUUGACAGGGGGGAUAGGGACAACCUCCCACGGGUGACACCAUGGCGGAGAAGGGAAAGCAGAUCUGAGCCAGCAGACGCUGUUGGACUUCUCUCUGUUGGCCAAACCACCCGGCUCUCUGCCUCAGGGAAGGAGGCUUCAGCUCAGCCUCUGUCCGUGUCUGGUCCUCAUGGGACCGAGGACGAGGCACCAAGGAAGAAGGCACGCCUUGGAUGGGGGCAAGGUUUGGCCAAGUAUGAGAAGCAGAAGGUCCAAGGGCCUGUGGAUCCUGCUGAAGCUGUUGCUGAUGGAAGUCCAGCUGAUGGCGAACUGAAGACCACCUCUCCUGUGCCUGUGCCUGUGCACCCUGUGCCUGUGCCUGUGCCUUAUGUUGCACCUGCACCUCCUGCUGCACCAGUGCUUGCGCCUGCGCCAGCACCUUCUGCUGCUCCUGCACUUUUGUCUGCCCCUAUGCAAUGCUCAUCUCCAGUUACCGGGCCACCAUAUUGUUCCUCAGCACCUGAAGAUAAAUCUUGUGAAAUGAUGCCAAAUGCGGUCACUAACUCUACUAAAGAUGUCUUGGAGGCUGAUGACACAACUUUCAAUAAUGAAUUUCUGAUCAAGUUAGAUCAGCUCGGUGAUGAUCCUGUUAUUUCCCUUGGAAACAUGCUUGUUGAACUUAUCCAGCACGAGGAUUCUUGUUCUGGGGAUUCAAAUGGCCCGACCAGUACAUAUAAGCUGCUCCUACUGAAGGAAAGCAUUUCCAAGGAGAUUGAAAAGACUGAACUCGAGAUUGAUUCAUUGGAAGGCGAACUUAAAUCUGUGAAUACUGAGGCUGCAACUACUCUUGAAGGUUCUCCCACAGGGGUGACACAUACAGAAAAUCUUUCACCCUCUAGUGGGACAUCCAAGGUUCCUGGAAGUGUGGAGAUCUGUGAUACAUCUGAUAUGAUAAAAGAACCAGGGGAGCUCAUUGGUUCUCCUAAGGUACCUGUGGUGCAGUAUGAUGAUGUCAAAAGUGCUGAUAUGAUGGAAAUUGAAACAGCUCCAGUUCAUAAUGCAAAAACAGUUCCUUCAGAAGCUGGUGCUAUAUCUCCUGUAGUCGCUGAGGGUAAGGCCUGUGCAGCUGCUGAUCUUAGCUCAUUGAAAGCUUCUGAAGAAGCUGGGUCUCAAAAUGAUAUUGACAAUGGCAGGCUGGAAACUUCUUCACGCCAAGCUAAUGCUGAUUCCAUGAAAAUAGAAAUUAGUGAUGACCUACCAGUGAAGAAAUGGACAUACCAUGAUCAUAAGUCUGAUUUGCUCAGUUCUGUCACAUCUGCAAAUAGUGCUAUAGCCAAAGAAAUUAAUGAAGUGCUAUUUAAAUCAUUGCCUGCUGAUACACCUCGCCUUGAUUUGUUUGCAUCAAGUCAUCUUCUGAGCCAAAGGAAGAGCGAUUUGAUUGUCAAAGAAAGGCUUGGAGUAUGUAAAACCAGGCUGAGGUUGAAAGAGCAGAUGCUUACAAUGAAGUUCAAGGCAUAUUGUCACUUGUGGAAAGAUGUCCAACUAUUUUCUGCAAAUAAACAGCGUUCAAAGUCUAAUAAGCGCACUGAUCAGAGCAACCGAACAUCACAAAUUGGAUCUCAGAGGCAACGCUCCUCUAACCGCUCGCGAUUAACCAUGCCUGCUGGUAAUUUAAGUACAUUCUCAACUCCAGAAAUGUCAGAUGUUGCAAUGAGGUUGUUUUCAGAGUUCAAAAUUAAGCGGUGCAGAAAUUACUUGAAAAUGCCUGCACUGAUUAUUGAUGAGAAAGAGAAGGAGUGGUUGAAGCUUAUGAACAAGAAUGGUCUAGUUGAGGAUCCUGUUUUAGUUGAGAAGGAACGGGUGAUGAUAAAUCCGUGGACUCAAGAAGAAAAGAAAAUUUUUAUGGAGUUGCUUGCUAAAUUUGGCAAGGAUUUCUCCAAAAUCGCCAGUUUCAUUACACAUAAAUCUACUGCAGACUGUGUGGAGUUCUACUAUAAGCAUCAUAAAUCAGAUAGCUUCCGAGAAGUGAAGAAACUAUUGGACCUUCGUCAACAGCAACCCACCAGCAAUUUUCUUGGAGCGAAAUCUGGACAUAAAUGGAAUCCUGAGUCAAAUGCUGCUUCUCUUGAUAUGCUUGGGGUAGCAUCAGUAGUAGCAGCCCAUGGCCUUGAAUAUGCAAAACAAGUGGAGAAAAUUUCUGCGAAAUCCCUCAUCCGGACUGCAUAUGGGCCCAAUGUGACUUCCGUGGCUAAUAAAUCUUCUGAUAAGGAGUGCAUUGACCAUGUGCCUUUGCACGAGAGAGAAUCUGUAGCAGCUGAUGUACUAGCAGGCAUAUGUGGCACUCUCUCUCCUGAUGGAAUGGGCUCAUGCAUUACUAGUUCUGCUGAUCCUGGACAGAAGAUUAGCAUGAAAAGAGUGGAGCAUGUCUUGUCCCAAGAAAAUGACAAAACCGUUGAGGAGGAAGACACACUCUCUGAUCAAGAGUGUGAAGUUGACCCAGUUGAUUGGAAUGACGACGAGAAGUCAAUUUUCAUUGAGGCUAUGAAUAACUACGGAAAGGAUUUUGCUCGGAUCUCGUCAUGUGUGAAGAGCAAGUCAUAUGAACAAUGCAAAGUGUUCUUUAGUAAGGCUCGGAAAUCACUCGGUUUGGAUUUGAUCCAUCAAGGGGCAGCCGAUGUUAGUAUGCCAGCUAGUGAUACCAAUGGAGGGAAGAGUGAUACUGAUGAGGCCUGCGCUGUGGAAAUGGAUUCAGCUAUCUGUAGCACACAGUCAUGUUCAAAGAUUGCGAUGGAUGUUUGUCCUACUGAAGGAGCCAUUGGAGGGCCUAACUCUGUUAUAAUCUCUAAGCAGGCAGAAGCAUAUAUAUCAAAUGGGUGCAAUGCUGAUGUUAAAAUUGAGGAAGAUGAGAAGGUAGCUGAUAAAAAUUGCAGCAUUGUUGAUGCUAAGAGGUCCAGUGAUGCUACUCACGAAGCUGGUCCUAUUGACAUCAAUUGCCCAGGAAGCACAGAUAAGCUGCAAGGAACUGAUGAUGUCGUUGACCUAGUAAACAUGCAUAGUAAUAGUGGCAUCAGCUCUUCAGCUAAGCAUGCAGUGGCCAUUCACUCGGAAAUGAGAUCCACUUUACAUUCUGUAGAGGUCCUUCAAACAGACAAAGGUGAAGGUACUGGUACUGAUUUGUCCUGGGUGGAAGAAUGUUCACACCAUGCUCUGGAUAACACACCAAUGAAAAAUGGAAAUUCUGGUGCCCCGGCUUUCUUGGCUUCAGAUAGUGGUAUCAAGGACAAUGUUCGCAUCUCAAACAUAACUGCUGCUUCCACCGUUAGUCCUGCAUUCACUUCAAGUUAUCAGCAUUCUGUACCUGGAGAUAUGCCCCUGCCAAAACCAAAGCCACUUGUUACCCCGCUUACCCCAAAGGAUUUAAUGCCUGUGCAGUUCAGUUCAGUGCUUCCUGACCCCACUGCAAUUCGUUUCGAGGGCAUAGCCUCAAUAACUACGCCCAACUUCGAGGACACUGGCAACAGAGUCAGUGGUGCUCUAGGGGCUAAAGAGAUGAGCAAGUACCCAGCUUUUAGAGACCCAUCUGGUAAUCAGCAAAGCACCUUGUUUUGUAAUAUUGAUGGUUAUAUGAAUCAUCGUCUGACAACUGAAUUACCAUUUUUUUCUGAAAGAACUGCGAGUGGCACUGUGAAUACUUCACAGGCGGAUCGGUUGACCCAAACAAAAUUGCAGAAUGGCAGGUCCAGCAGCUUGUGCCUUCAAAACAAUUCCGAUGGCAUUCAAUGGCCCAGAGACCACGAAGGAGGACUGGAAGGCUCUUUGAGGCCUUGCUCUCGCAAUACAAGCUCCGAGGGUGAUGAGCAACAAAAGCGGCCUGGUGAUGUCAAGUUGUUUGGACAGAUUCUCAGCCAUCAGUCAACCCUGCAGAGUUCUGGCUUGUCUUGCAAUGGUAACAAGAGCAAGCCUCCCUCACCAAAGAUCGACACAUCUGUGAGAUCCAUGAACAAUCCAAUGGACCGUGUGGUUUGUUCUUCCAGGCCUGGCACCACUCCACAUCUGGGUCUGGAGGAAAGAUUGGCAAGGUGCUAUGGUCAUCUGGAUGGUAGCACGGCACAGCCCGAGCCACUGCUCGUGAUGGCAAAGCGCCAGCGGUCCUUGGCCGGCGUACAGUUUUACUCGGCUAAGAACGGCACGCUUGGUGUGUUACCAGAUUACCAACAACCUUCGACGCAGCCACAGCAAUCAGAUCCCAAGCGUGUGGAAAGGUUGUCUGAUCCGCAGAAGAGGAACGUGCUGGAACUCAUCUCGGGUUUCCAGCAGCCCGGCAGAGUCGCCCGUUUCGGGGGUGCUGGCAUCCUCGUAAGCGGCAACGUCUCGGACCCUGUGGCUGCUGCUCUCAAGGCUCAGUAUGGUCCCGGUUCUAAGAUUAUGGGCAGCGACGUGGAUCCUUGGACGGACAUAGGAAGCAGGUAGCGCCGUAGCAGCUCUACUGCUUCUGUUGCUCCUUGUACCAUAUAUUUAGUUUUGGUGUAACUUGAAUGAAAUCAUCAGAAUAUGAGAUGUGGGGGGUGGGGAGUGAAUGGCUUUCCUGCCCAUACUAUCUGUAGGCUUUUGGCCAGUAGCAGUCGGGUUUCGCUGUUUACUGGCAUUAACAUUUUUACUCUUUCUUCUGCAGCUCCAUACCCUUUUGGUAUAGCUUGACAUGCCAGCAGUGGCACAGUGCCGUAGGUUCCCUAGAGGUGAACUAGAUGUUUGUCAGCAUGGUUUGAUUUUGCCAGCCUAUGCAGAAAACCUCACUUGGUCUUUGUAAUGUGGUAAUGCCAUGUAUCAGUAUCCUAGUCUGAUGGAGUUUUGGUUGAGACAGUUCU